ACGUGGCUGGCGCGGCUGCCGCGGGGAGGCCGGGCCGUGUGCGGAGCGAACUGGGGGGUCAUGCCGCGGGGUCGUCUCUGCGCCUGCGCCGCGCCGGGAUGCUGAACCUCGCGGCGCUGCUGUGGCGCCGGCUGCUGCGCAAGCGCUGGGUGCUCGCCCUGGUUUUCGGGCUCUCGCUGGUUUACUUCCUCAGCAGCACCUUCAAGCAGGAAGAGAGGGCGGUGAGAGAUCGGAACCUUCUCCAGGUUCAAGACCGCGAACAGCCCAUUCCGUGGAAGGUCCAGUUUAACCUGGGCAACAGCAGCCGGCCCAGCAACCAGUGCCGGAACUCUGUUCAAGGGAAACACCUCAUCACGGACGAGCUGGGCUAUGUCUGCGAGAGGAAGGACCUGCUGGCCAAUGGCUGCUGUGACGUCAGUGUCCCCAGCACCAAGCAGUACUGCUGUGACGGGUGCCUGGCCAAUGGCUGCUGUGAAGCCUAUGAGCACUGUGUCUCCUGUUGUCUGCAGCCCAGCAAGCAACUUCUACUGGAGCGCUUCCUCAACCGGGCGGCUGUGGCCUUCCAGAACCUCUUCAUGGCGGUUGAAGAUCACUUCGAACUGUGCUUGGCCAAGUGCAGGACUUCAUCCCAGCCACUGAGUUCAAAGGAAGCAUCGUGAUAAGCCCCGACCCGGUGUGACUGGUCCUUAUAGGACGAAUGAGAGACACCUGAGCUACCAUACACAGAGGAAGUACCUGUGAGAGGAUGUAGGGAGAAGGUGGCCAAUGGCAAGUCAUGAAGCGAGACCUCAGGAGAAACCAGCCUACCACCGUCUCCAUCUAAGAGCUCUGCUGUGGGAUGUCUUUCUGUACGCUGUGAACAUGUGUUGCUCUGAUUGGUUGAUAAAUAAAGCUGCAUUGGCCUAUGGUAAGGCAGCUUAGAGGCAGGUGGGAAAUCUAAGCAGAUAUAUGGAGAGAAGAAAGGAGAGGAGAGACACCAGCCGCUGCCUAAGGAACAGCAAGAUGCCAGCAGACCGGUAAUGCCACAGCCACGUGGCAACUUAUAGAUUAAUAGGAAUGGGUUAAUUAAAGAUGAAAGAGCUAGCUAGCAAGAAGCCGGCCAUAGUCCACAUAAUUGAUAAUUAAUAUAAGCCUCUGAAUGAUUAUUUUAUAAGUGGCUGAGGGACUGCGGGGAUGGGUGGAACCUGAGAAAACUUAUGAUCACAGAGCUCCAGAAAAAUAACUCCGCCGUUUGAGCAGCCCAGUCUGUAUGGCUUUCUUUGCGGCAAUGGUAGCUAAGCUCAGUCUUCAGAGGUGCUGACUUCUGGAUUGAUCUCCAAAUUCAGAGAAGAGCUACCUCCUCAACGUCCCAGGCUCUUCUGUAUCUGUUACGUAUCUUGGCCAGUGUGUCUUUCUGUGAAGGGUAUAAACAGAGUGACAUCCAGGGUCCUUCCAACUUGGUAUUCUAGGAUUGUAGGAGGCUCCCAGGACCUGGAAAAAAAAGAUGGACCUAAGCUGUUGAACUAGAGGGAAACUUUGACUCUCAGUGCAGUGGCCAGUAAUGUCUGGAGGCUUUUUUUAAGCACUAUGUCCUUAUGUGUGCAUGUAUGUAUGUGGAUGUGUGUGUGUGUGUGUGUGCGCACGCGCGUGUGUGUGACAUGGAGUUAUUGUAGAGGCUAGAGGACGGCUUGAAGUCAUCUGAGCUCUCCUUCUGCUGUAUGAGUGAGUCCCAGGGACUGAACUCAGGACUUCAGGCUGCAAAUGCCUUUACCCGCUGAACCAUCUUGCCAGCCCUGAAGAUGUUUUUUGCUUGCCAAAUAUGAUUUCAGGAGUACCCCUGGCAUCUGAUGGUGGAGACCACACCACUGCCCAGCAUCUCCCAGUGCUCAGGUCAGCCAACCCCUAAGAAUGUGGGUCCAACAUCAAAGGUGCUGAAGCUGGGACUCCCUGGGAGUGUGGCACUGCAGUGUGCCUCCAUGACUUACUUGUUCAAUAGUUCCUCUGUUGGUGGACAUUUGGAUCUCUUUUGCUUUGGGGCUGCUAUGAAUCACGUUGCUUUGAAAUUCAUGUGUGGUUUCCUAUGGGUUUCAGUUUUCCUGGGGAUCCUUAGCAUUGGGAUUGCUGGGUCCAAUUCAGUCACUCCACAUUUCUCUUUUGGGUGGACCUGCCAGAAUUUCAAAGUCAAUCUAAAAUCCAUGGCACCCUUAUAGCUCAGACUGGCCUCAAAAAUUGCUCUGUAGCUGAGGCUGGAUUUGAACUCUGGAUCCUCUUGGCUCCAGUUCCCAAAUGAUGGGAUUACCGGCAUGCACCACUGUGUUAGUGAUUUUUUCUGUUGCUGUGAUAAAAAAAAAUCAUGCCCACUUACAGAAAAAGAAGUUCAAUUUGGCUCUUGGUUCCAGUGGGAUGAGAGUCUAUCUUAGCAAGGCAUGGUGGCAGGAGCAGGAAGCUGAGAGCUCUUGUCUUCAUAAAGCAGAGAGGGUGAACUGGAAGGGGCAAGAGGCUUUUAAUCUCAAAGCCCGCCCCCAGGGAUGGACCUCCUCCAGCAAGUCUACACCAGCUAACCCCUCACUCCCCAACCUCCGACACCACCAACGGAGGAUCCAGCGGUUCAAAUACUCAAGCCUAUGGUGGGGGAGGGGGGACAUUCUCAUUCGAAUUCCACACCCGUCCUUCCCCAGAUGUCUUUAUUUUUUUAGUUGAAUGCCUUAUGUGUUUAUAGGUUUACGAAUAUAUUCUUUCUAUGGGCUGCCCCUUUACAUUUUUUUAAAACUGUGUUUUCGGAAGCCUAGGAAUUUAGUGUUGAUGUUCUAUUUCUGUUUUUUCUUUUCUUGUAUGUUGUGUGCUGUGUUGAGUGCCAUGUGAUUUUCAUGAGUAAGUGGCCAUAUGUUUUUUCAAUGGACAGUCCUAAGGGGGUAGCUACUUGACUCCAAUUUGCAUGGGAUUCUUGACUCCAAAUGCUCUCCCCCGCAACAUUAUAUUCUGGGAGCUGUCUCAGAGCGUGGCCCCCAAGCCUGUUUUGAAUGUCAUCGGAUUCCUGUAGCAUCUUCGAGAGCUUCUAGCUAGUUGUCUGCAUGCCGCUUUUCCUCCCUCACAGACGUGUCCAGCAGUCCUGGGGUCUCUAUACAGCCACUGACAGAGGUACCCAGGUCCCACAUCCCAAACCUCUCACUAAUGCACCCCCACAGAGCUGCAACAGGGUUUAUAAAGACUUAGUAAAACACCCCAUCAAGCAGGUGCAGUGUCCCAUUUUACACAUGAAGGUAACGAGCCGGAAGUGGUGAGGUGAUGUGCCGGGGCUGAGCUGUUAGGAAAAGGAGAUGAGACACACAGCCAACUCCUGCCCUUUCUUCCCUCCCAGCUUCUUAGACCCCUGUACCAUCACUUCAAGUGUGUUGUGGAGGGUGAGUCAAUGAAGGCAACCCUUGCUUUUUAUCAGGUUCUUUUUCCUGCCUUCCAUCUAAUAAUAUCCCCAAGUCACAGCUGAGGACUGCUUGGGUUGGAAAGUCAUGGUCAGACAGAUGCACACAGCUUAGCACCAAGUCCAGCAAGCUUUCUCUGUAAGGAGAAAUACCUUCAGCUGUAAAUGGGUUCAGCUUUGUGGACACUGAGAAUCAUGAAAGUCAAUGUGCAAACAAACAAGUCUGGUUAUGUACCAAUAAAACUUUAUUUAUAAACACAAGCCAAGGGCCAAAUUCAGCCUUCAACCCUAGUUUGGCGGACUCUGGCUUAGUAGACCAGCCUCUAUGUCCAAGAACCUUCUAUAGUGUCCCUACUAUAGAUUCCAAAUGUGAAGGAAGCAGGGAUCUUUUGUUGUAGAAUAUUAUUUUAAGAUGUGUUACAUUUAUUUAUGCUGUGGAACAUUUGUUUAAUGAUACAAAGAUGUGUUGCAUUCUUACCCCCCCCCUCCCCAAGACAGGGUUUCUCUGUGUAACAGCUCUGGCUGUCCUGGAACUUGCUUUGUAGACCAGGCUGGCCUUGAACUCACAGAGCUUCACCUGUAUCUGCCUCCCAAGUGCUGGGAUUAAAGGUGUGCACCACUA
Messenger RNA from Peromyscus californicus insignis, 4019 nucleotides. RefSeq names its product SREBF pathway regulator in golgi 1 (gene Spring1). Lineage: Eukaryota; Metazoa; Chordata; Mammalia; Rodentia; Cricetidae. Gene Ontology annotation, biological process: positive regulation of SREBP signaling pathway. The transcript is spliced from 5 exons. The coding region runs from base 99 to 659 and encodes 186 amino acids. The record is from RefSeq and is a predicted model, not a curated record.